Molecule: messenger RNA, 2310 nt
Organism: Emericellopsis cladophorae
Lineage: Eukaryota; Fungi; Ascomycota; Sordariomycetes; Hypocreales; Bionectriaceae
Product: Dolichyl-phosphate-mannose--protein mannosyltransferase-like protein
Exons: 3
Coding region: 1-2310 (769 amino acids)
Biological process (GO): protein O-linked glycosylation via mannose
Cellular component (GO): endoplasmic reticulum; membrane
Molecular function (GO): dolichyl-phosphate-mannose-protein mannosyltransferase activity
Source: RefSeq, a predicted model, not a curated record
AUGGCGCGCUCUUCGACGCCGCAGGGCAGCCUGCGCCAGAGGAACGUGGCCUCCACCAACAAGAAGGCGACCGAUGUGGCUGCCGGAAUCGAGACUGAGAUGGACAAGCUGGCCAAAGCGUCCCAGCAGAGGGUGAAGACAGACAAGGAGCGCGAUUAUCAAAUCGCCUUCGUCAUCAUCACCGUUCUCGCCUUUGUGACUCGAUUCUGGGGUAUCAGCCACCCCAACGAGGUCGUCUUCGACGAGGUUCACUUUGGCAAGUUUGCCUCUUACUAUCUCGAGCGAACAUACUUCUUCGAUGUCCACCCUCCGUUUGCUAAGCUCCUAUUUGCCUUCAUGGGCUGGCUUGUCGGAUACGACGGGCGGUUCCAUUUUGACAACAUUGGCGACUCUUAUAUCGAUAACAAGGUGCCCUACGUCGCAUACCGGGCAUUGCCGGCUAUUCUUGGAGCCCUGACUGUGUCUGUGAGCUACUUGAUCAUGUGGGAGUCUGGCUACAGCCUGCCCGCCUGCAUUGUCGCUGCUGGUCUCGUCCUUCUCGACAACGCCCACAUUGGCCAGACUCGCCUGAUUCUCCUGGACGCGACCCUUGUCCUCGCCAUGGUCUGCAGUCUUUUGUUCUAUAUCAAGUUCUACAAGCGACGCCACGAGCCCUUCAGCCGGAAGUGGUGGAAGUGGCUGAUCUUGACUGGAUUUGCUUUGUCCUGCGAUAUCUCGACAAAGUACGUUGGUCUGUUCGCCUUUGUCACGAUUGGCGCUGCCGUCGUUAUCGACCUCUGGGAGCUCCUCGACAUCAAGCGUCCAGGAGGUGCUUUGAGCCUCCCAGAAUUUGGCAAGCACUUUGCAGCGCGUGCCAUUGGCCUCAUUGUGUUGCCUUUCAUGUUCUACCUCUUCUGGUUCCAGGUCCACUUCACGAUCCUAAGCCGCUCCGGCCCUGGAGAUGACUUUAUGACCCCAGAGUUCCAGGAGACCCUCAGCGACAACAUGAUGCUUGCCAAUGCUCUGGACAUUCAGUACUGGGAUGAUAUCACCAUCAGACACAAAGAGACCAAAGCCUAUUUGCACAGCCAUGAGGACAAGUACCCGUUGCGCUACGACGAUGGCCGUGUAUCCAGCCAGGGACAGCAAGUUACUGGAUAUCCCUUCAACGAUACGAACAACUACUGGCAGAUCCUGCCCCUGGAUAAUGAGGAGAAGAAGGGCCGUAAUGUCAUGAACCACGACCUUGUGCGCCUCAGGCACGUUGCCACCGAUACGAUCCUGCUGUCCCACGACGUUGCUUCGCCUUCCUACCCCACCAACCAGGAAUUUACCUGUGUUUCCCUGGAGGAUGCCCUGGGCAAGCGCCAGAACGAUACUGUCUUUGAAGUCCGAAUCGAGCAUGGCAAGAAGAAGACCAACUUCAAGUCCGUUGCUACCCAUUUCAAGUUGAUCCACAACCCGAGCAAGGUCGCCAUGUGGACGCAUACCAAACCUCUGCCGGAAUGGGCCUAUAAGCAGCAAGAAAUCAACGGCAACAAGCAGAUUGCUGCCAGCUCCAACGUGUGGUUUGUGGAGGAUAUCCCUUCCAUUCCCGAGGGAGAUGCAAGACGCAACAAGCCGGAGAAGAAGGUCAAGUCCAUGCCCUUCCUUCGCAAGUGGUUUGAGCUGCAGAGGGCCAUGUUCUACCACAACAGCAAGCUCACCAGCAGCCACCCGUACUCUAGCCACCCCUACCAGUGGCCAUUCCUGCUCCGCGGCGUCAGCUUCUGGACCCAGAGCGAGACUCGCCAGCAAAUCUACUUUCUGGGCAAUCCUUUUGGUUGGUGGCUGGCCAGCAGUUUGUUGGCAGUUUACGCAGGUAUCAUUGCUGCUGAUCAGGUGUCCCUGCGCCGUGGCGUUGACGCCUUGGACAAACGCACCCGCUCGAGGCUUUACAACUCUACGGGCUUCUUUUUCCUGGCGUGGGCUACUCAUUACUUUCCCUUCUUCCUCAUGGGUCGUCAACUCUUCUUGCAUCAUUACCUUCCAGCACAUGUGGCCUCCUGCUUGGUGACUGGUGCCCUGGUCGAGUUCAUCUUCAACACCGAGUCCGUGGACGAGGAGGCCGUCUACGGAAAGGGCAGUGGACCUAAGAAGCAUGUCACUGCCCGUGAGCGGUACGGCGGUCAGAGCAUGAAGAGUGCUUGGGCCGCUGCCCUGGUGAUUCUGGCGGUUGCCAUUGCGGGAUGGUACUUUUUCCUUCCAUUGACCUACGGCUACCCUGGCUUGUCCGUCGACCAGGUUAAGAUGAGGAAAUGGCUUGGCUAUGACCUCCACUUUGCGAAAUAA